GUGGGGCGGCGGCGGCGGCGGCGGCGGCGCGGCGCGGCGGUUGUGGCCGGCGGCAUGUUCCGCAUCGAGGGGCUGGGGCCCAAGGUGGACCCGGAGGAGCUGAAGCGGAAGAUGCGCCGCGAUGUGCUCACCUCCGUCCGCAACUUCCUCAUCUACGUCGCGCUGCUGCGGAUCACUCCAUUCAUCUUGAAGAAGCUGGACAGUAUAUGAUCACUCAAGAGCUGCAAGGAAGAUUCAGCGUAUGCAAACAUGGACUCUGGCUGCUUUUCCCUGUUCAUUAAUUAAUCAUGGUGCCAAAGGCAGGCGUCCCGUGCUAAAUGGAUCUAAAAACUUUCAUUUAAACAUAUCUGACUUGAGAACGGUAGGCUAGCUGGGAGAAUGAAGAAGGUGCCUGUCUUCCCUGCAGGUGUCUUCUGUCACACAAUACUCCUAAUAUCUGCAAACAGUGAUUUAUGGUAGUAUGUUUCUCAUACUGUUAAGAAAAAAGUUCAUCUCUGUUUUGUGUUAAGUGCAAGCAAGUUAUUCUGUUAUGCAGCUAUCUCUAAAUUGCUGCAUGCUAUUGCUGUAAACCUUUUUCAACCUCUCUGAGCGGGGAAAAAAAAGUUGUUGUUAAUCAAUCCAAUUCACAAGCAUUUUGAUUUGAAAUAAAUGGAAGAGUACUUCUGUCAUUCAAAGAA
Messenger RNA from Rhea pennata, 677 nucleotides. It is a transcript of the gene TOMM5, whose product is annotated as translocase of outer mitochondrial membrane 5. The transcript is spliced from 2 exons. Bases 55 to 210 code for a protein of 51 amino acids. NCBI's taxonomy places the organism in Eukaryota, Metazoa, Chordata, Aves, Rheiformes, Rheidae. The record is from RefSeq and is a predicted model, not a curated record. Gene Ontology annotation, cellular component: mitochondrial outer membrane translocase complex.